UCUGCCUUUAAAUAAUUAAACUCUCUCUGUCUAUCUCUUUCAUUUUUCGUUUUCUCAAAUAGAAUCUCUUUCGUAGUUUCGCUCCCUGUAAUUUGGCAAGUAGAAAAUAACUGGAAUCUUCUCUACCUUUUUUGUCUCUCUCUUGCUCUUUCUUGUUCGAAGGUCGGCCAUGGCUACCGAGGACCGAAGAAAUGAACCAGAACAGGAAUGCCUUUACAAGACAAAACUCGUACAGUUCUUGGGACGCACCACGCCCAUCAUUCUUCAGAACGACAAUGGACCUUGUCCUCUCCUCGCAAUAUGUAACGUUCUUCUUAUUAGGAACAACUUGAAUUUGAACGCGGAUGCGUCUGAAGUUUCAUUGCAGAAAUUGCUUUCCCUUGUCGCCGAAAGAUUGAUUGAUUCUAACAGCAAUGUCGAGAAUAAAGAUGCUGGAUAUGUCCAGAACCAGCAACAGAACAUAGCUGAUGCCAUUGACCUGCUCCCUCGACUUGCAACGGGGAUUGAUGUAAACAUUCAAUUUAGGAGAAUUGAUGACUUUGAAUUUACGCCUGAGUGUGCCAUAUUUGAUCUCCUGGACAUUCCACUGUAUCAUGGCUGGAUUGUUGAUCCUCAGGAUUAUGCUACUGCAAAUGCAAUUGAAUCCAAGUCCUAUAACACUCUCAUGGGGGAGCUUGUUGCCCUUGAAACCAAAAAUACAGAACAUAAGAGCAACCCAGAAGAAGAUUCUGUUGAUUUUGCUGCUGCAACAACUGCAACUUUAGGGGUUCCCUCACCAUCUCUUUCAAGAGGUAUAUCUUUUGAUGAAUCACCUGGUGCUGUAUCUGGAAAUCAGAAAGGAAGAGAGGAAAACUUGGAGAAUGAAUCACCUGGUGCUGUAUCUGGAAAUCAGAUAGGAAGAAAGGGAGACUUGGAGGAAGAAGCUGAACUUUUAAGGGUCUUGAAAUUGUCAGAAGGUCAAGUGUUGACUUCAAUGGAUGAGUCUCCAUCAGCUGAUACAAGUGGGAAUAAUAGGUCUGUAAUUGUAGAAGAGACUGUGCAUCUCCAAAGAAAUGGGUCAGCUGCAGAUACUUUAGAGGGGCGCAUUAGUGAGGAACAUGAAAUACCCCAUCUGUCUGAACCAUCCAUAUCACAGGAUCCCACUGCUGUCUGUGGUGGCAAUAGUAAUCUGAUAUCUUCUGAAAUUACUUUAAGGGAAAAUGAUUCAUGCUUAAAGAUUGAAGCUGAGAGUCAUGUUGAUCAGUUAAAGAAUAAUGAAUCUCAGGAACAUUUCAUUUCUACUGACCUGAUAGAGAACAGCAGAACUGAUGUAUUGGUUCAGAAUCCAAGUGAACCAUUUCAUUUUCUGGACAAAGAUUUUUCCUCGCCCUCCAAAGACCAUAUCCAUGGCUCUGGAGGGGAUCAAGUUCAACAGACAUGCCUACUGGAUACUUCCACAUCUGAAACUCAUCAUGAACCAGCAGAUGAUCUUGGUGUCUUUGAAAGUACAGCAUCGACUUGUACACCCACUUCAAAUCCUCAGUCUGAUGAAUUUAGUGGCAGUUGUCAGCACAUGGAUCAACCGAAGAGUAUUGCCUCAAGCCUUGAUGGAAGUGAACCCAUAUAUGAAGGAGAGGAGCGCAUACUUGAUCCAAGAUUAACAAUUUAUGAAAACCGGGAGCCUAUGUAUGAAGGCGAGAUGGUUCUUGCCGAGCAAGCUGACCAAGGUGCCGGAGAUGGAAGUGAUUUGCAACCCGGGGAUGAAAUCACUCAGCAGAAAGGGGAACUUAUCAAGAAUUUUCUGAGGAACAAUGCGAGCCAAUUAACCAUAUAUGGCCUCUUUUGCCUCCAGGAAGGUCUGAAGGAACGGGAGCUUUGUGUUUUCUUCCGCAAUAACCACUUCAGCACCAUGUUCAAGUUUAACGGUGAACUUUAUCUCUUAGCUACUGAUCAAGGUUACAUAAACCAGCCUGAUUUGGUAUGGGAAAAAUUAAAUGAGGUAAAUGGAGAUACAGUGUUUAUGACAGGCAACUUCAAGGAAUUUAAGGUCGAAAAUCAUGUCAAUGACCAAUGGGAUGAGCGAAAUGUGGUGGCCUGUACUGCUGACUACAUUGCUAGCAUAGAUAAUACUGCAACUGCGGGUUCGACUAUAAACUCCGACCUGCAACUGGCAAUAGCACUACAACAACAGGAAUUUGAGCAGCAGCCUCAGCGGCAUACUACGCCACAAUCAACUGCCAACAGUUCAAGGCUUGUCACAGGUCCACAGGUGCCAAAAAGUAGUGGCAACCAUUCAUCUUUGAAGCCGGAAGCAAAGUCAAAAGACAAGUGUAGUGUGAUGUAAAGUUAGCAAGGUUUAUCAAUGUACUGUAAAUGGUGUAAUUUUGUUCUGAGAGGACUUGAAUAACAGAAAUCAGCACUGUUUUCAUCUCCCAGAUGAGUAUUCUGAUGUAAAUGAAAUACAUAUAUAUAAAGAUUCAAAUUGUCGCAUGCUGUCUUACA
Telopea speciosissima is the source of this 2481-nucleotide messenger RNA. RefSeq lists its product as uncharacterized. NCBI's taxonomy places the organism in Eukaryota, Viridiplantae, Streptophyta, Magnoliopsida, Proteales, Proteaceae. Gene Ontology annotation, cellular component: cell periphery; cytosol. The transcript has 12 exons. The record is from RefSeq and is a predicted model, not a curated record. Gene Ontology annotation, biological process: protein K48-linked deubiquitination. Bases 170 to 2323 code for a protein of 717 amino acids. Gene Ontology annotation, molecular function: K48-linked deubiquitinase activity; cysteine-type carboxypeptidase activity; cysteine-type deubiquitinase activity.